AACCCGACCGCCCGCCAUUACUUUCUCAUCAAUGGAUUCGUAAAGUGUAUUUGUUUUCUCCUCAGCUCCACACAUUGGCAAGAUGUCGGUCUAGCACCAAAAGUUCUUGCACACGCAAGUGUGCCGCCACAUCAUAUCAAAAUGCAAGCCACCAUGGCGCUUUCCCCGCUCGCCGGAUCCAUAUCGGCACAAGAAGCUUACUUAAACAACCUUUCCCCACCAACCCUAAGCAGCGCACCACACAACCACCAUGAGUUGUGCGCCGUUUAUAUCAUGGAAGGAGGAGCCGCUGUCACCUCUCAACACUGACGAGGUGGCAUGGCUCUCCGAAGACACGUUCUAUCAAACAUCCCCCGAACACGAUGACUGCAUUAAAUUUGAAGAUGAUUUAGUCCCUUGCGAGACCAAGGCAGAGGUCGCUUCUCUCAUGCUGGAAAACUUGGAGAGUUUGAUCAACCUAGAUGAACUCAUCAAGGAAGAACCUUUCCUUCUCGACGAGAAGAUGCUACCAAUCCUGGAAGAUGUGGAGCCCCCUCGUGCCAUAGAAGUCCCCAUUGCUCCCCCCUCGAAAAUCGAGUACGUCCGUACCCCCGACACCCAGUUCCUCCUUAAAGAAUUCGAGACCGUCUACGACGUGGUCGAAUUCACCCAUGAAACCCUCACCCCGCCCCAGAGCCCACCCGGCGACCAGAAGAUCCUCACCACCCUCGAACCCCUUCUCCACUCCUCUUAUGCCUCCCUUGCGGAUAAGCAAAUCUACCCAGUACCUGAGAAGCCUCUUCUGCCCAAUGUGCUCGCGUACCGGCCCCCGGCCGCGCUCCCCGACUACCCGCAGACCCCCACGCCGCAGCCCGACAUCGCCCACGAGCUGGCCGUGGUGGACGAGCUGGUGCGGACGCGCGUGGAGGACAUGCAAUGGAGCAGCGGCCCCUCGUCGCCGAACAGCAACAGCAGCAGCGGCAGCAGCAACUUCGGGGACUGCUCCUCGGACGACCCCGAGUGGAUGCCCGAGCCCGUGGAGAAUUACGAGGGCGCGGGGCCCGUGAAGGCGGCCCGGAAGAGGAGCAAGCCCUACUCGCGCACUUCUCCCGUCGAUAAGAAAUCCAGGAAAAAGGAGCAAAAUAAGAACGCGGCGACGCGUUACAGGAUGAAGAAAAAGGCGGAAGUGGAAGUCAUCCUCGGCGAGGAGAAGGAGCUGUCCGUGAAGAACGAGAAGUUGGAAGGAGAUAUCAAGGACAUGCAACGCGAGAUUAAGUACUUGAAGGGGCUGAUGCGUGAUCUCUUUAAAGCUAAGGGACUUAUCAACUAACAAACACAAUUGGCAACAUUUUUACUGCUUUUUUCUAUGUCUAUGUUUACCUUUAAGGCUUUUUUAUAUUUUUUCUCUGAUUAUAGGAUAGUCAUCACUCCGAUGUUUGAUAGAUCGUUGUCAAGUAGGAAGGAUGUUUAAGUGUGUAUCGUACUUUUAAGUUAACGUAAAAUAGGCGGAAAAAGGGUGUGCUUGAUUUAGGGACACCCUUUUUCCAUAUUUUUAAGUGAUUACUGCUCAUUUAAGUCUCUUUUUAACACUGUAGGUAUAGAUGUAUGAAUUUACUAAUAAAGGAUCAUUUUUUA
Messenger RNA from Zophobas morio, 1614 nucleotides. RefSeq names its product activating transcription factor of chaperone (gene crc). Lineage: Eukaryota; Metazoa; Arthropoda; Insecta; Coleoptera; Tenebrionidae. Gene Ontology annotation, cellular component: nucleus. Gene Ontology annotation, molecular function: RNA polymerase II transcription regulatory region sequence-specific DNA binding; DNA-binding transcription activator activity, RNA polymerase II-specific. The transcript is spliced from 3 exons. Gene Ontology annotation, biological process: regulation of transcription by RNA polymerase II. Bases 251 to 1309 code for a protein of 352 amino acids. The record is from RefSeq and is a predicted model, not a curated record.